CCCUUCCCGCCGUAAUUUCCUAAUUCGUGUCUGCAACACUUCACGGCAUCCAUCGCAUCCGAGAGAGAAAGCGUUAAGCAACGCACCGCCUUAUUACCCCACCACUCUCCCAGCACAGUUGCUUUGCCUCCCCCACCACACUGCGAAUAUGUCUGCCAACGGCGACAACAAGUUUGACGACAUCGAGUCCGAGUCCGACUCUGGCGAGUCCGUCCAGGAUCACGUCGAGGAGGCCCAGCCUCUCAAGAGUGCGCUCAAGAAGUCCGAAAACCCAGUUACCGCCGACACCUCCGUCCAGCGACCUGUUUUACCUCCACAGACCGAGCCGAAAGACCUUGACGUCAAGACCCUCACGCCACUGACUCCCGAGAUCAUCGCACGGCAAGCUACCAUCAACAUUGGCACCAUUGGCCAUGUCGCUCACGGAAAAUCAACCGUCGUAAAAGCCAUCUCCGGCGUCCAGACUGUCCGUUUCAAAAACGAGCUCAUUCGGAACAUUACCAUCAAGCUGGGCUAUGCCAAUGCGAAGAUCUACCAGUGCGAUAAUCCGGAAUGCCCGCGGCCAGGCUGCUUCAGGAGUUACAAGAGUGAAAAGGAAGUCGACCCUCCGUGCGAGCGGGAAGGCUGCGGAGGAACCUACCGACUUCUACGCCAUGUCUCCUUCGUGGAUUGCCCCGGUCACGACAUUCUCAUGAGCACUAUGUUGUCAGGCGCCGCCGUCAUGGACGCUGCUCUCCUCCUUAUCGCCGGCAAUGAAACCUGCCCUCAGCCGCAGACUUCGGAGCAUCUUGCGGCCAUCGAGAUCAUGAAGCUGGACAAGAUUAUCAUCCUGCAGAAUAAGGUCGAUCUGAUGCGGCCUGAAGCCGCCCAGCAGCAUUAUCAGUCCAUCCUUAAGUUCAUCCGAGGUACCGUCGCCGGCAAGUCCCCGGUGAUCCCCAUCUCCGCCCAGCUCAAGUUCAACAUCGACGCUGCCCUCGCCGCCAUCGUCAACACCAUUCCCAUUCCCGUCCGCGACUUCACCCUCGACCCCCACAUGAUCGUCAUUCGUUCCUUCGAUGUCAACAAGCCUGGUGCCGAGAUCGACGACCUCAAGGGUGGUGUCGCCGGCGGUUCCAUCCUGCACGGCGUUCUCAAGCUCGGCGACGAGAUUGAGAUCCGCCCCGGCAUCGUCACGCGCGACGAGAAGGGCGCUCUUAAGUGCACGCCCAUCUUCAGCCGCAUCGUCACCCUCAACUCCGAGUUCAACGAGCUCAAGUACGCCGUCCCCGGUGGUCUCAUCGGUGUCGGCACCCGCAUCGAUCCCACCCUCUGCCGUGCCGAUCGUCUCGUCGGCUUCGUCCUUGGCCUCAAGGGCCGCCUGCCCGAGAUCUACAGCGAGAUCGAGAUCAACUUCUACCUCCUCAAACGCCUCCUCGGUGUCCGGACUGCCGACGGCAAGCAGGCCAAGGUGGCCAAGCUCGCCAAGAAUGAGGUCAUCAUGGUGAACAUUGGCUCCACGUCCACCGGUGCUAAGGUUGCCGCUAUCAAGAACGAUGCUGCUAAGCUGAUUCUCACGAGCCCGGCCUGUACCAACAUUGGCGAGAAGGUUGCCCUGAGCCGACGUAUCGAGAAGCACUGGCGUCUCAUCGGCUGGGCUACCAUUGCCGCUGGUGUUACCCUUGAGCCUAGCACAUCCUAAAAUGUCAAGGGAAAUCUUGAGUAGGAAAAGGACCAAGCAUGUAAAGAACAGGCAUGAUGAGAUGAUGAUUAUGGUUUCGGGUAGGGAUGGCAAGAUACAGGUCGUAGAUAGGCCACAUGGUGAUAUUGCCAACAAACAAAAAUUGCAUAGCCUUCAGUCUACGGUCAUGGUUGUAGAGCGAUGGCAUACAGCUUUUGUUGUAGGUGGCGCCUUAAGAGAAUGGCGACACACAUGGGAAGGCUCAUCAUGUAGGGGGUACAUACAUAAAUAAUGUACGUUUUGGCAGCAAAGAAAAGGGGCCUAUUGUUUUUUUCUUCUCGUCACAAUCCAUAUCU
Molecule: messenger RNA, 2013 nt
Organism: Sodiomyces alkalinus F11
Lineage: Eukaryota; Fungi; Ascomycota; Sordariomycetes; Glomerellales; Plectosphaerellaceae
Product: eukaryotic translation initiation factor 2 subunit gamma
Exons: 3
Coding region: 149-1678 (509 amino acids)
Biological process (GO): positive regulation of translational fidelity; formation of translation preinitiation complex
Cellular component (GO): cytosol; eukaryotic translation initiation factor 2 complex
Molecular function (GO): translation initiation factor activity; GTPase activity; tRNA binding
Source: RefSeq, a predicted model, not a curated record